Messenger RNA from Pseudo-nitzschia multistriata, 1469 nucleotides. The record is from the annotation of a GenBank genome assembly. NCBI's taxonomy places the organism in Eukaryota, Bacillariophyta, Bacillariophyceae, Bacillariales, Bacillariaceae.
UCAAAAGUAAUUUUUGCUUAUGGUGUAGCGGUUGCUUGAUAUUAUAGCAGAUUGAUCCAAUUAUUGAUCCAAUUAUUGACUACCUGCACUAUGGAUUAUGUUCGAAAACAAUUUUACCGCUCCAAACGGGAGCCAGGUGGAGACAACGACUACUACGAUGAUCACGAUCAAGUCGAGGAACGGGCAAUUGUUAUUCAUCCUGGACAAGUGGAAGAAGCAACACAUAUAAUCUCGUUUCCGGGAAGAAUAAGUUUAGAAGAAUUGCGAUUUUGGGCCUAUGUUCCCAAUCUCCACGAGAAUACUUUCGAACCGACAGGAUAUACAAAUAAUAACAUAAAGCUAGCAGAUGGUCCAAGUUCUCUCCAAAAUACCCAGGCUAAGACGGAACAAAAACAAAAAGAACGAAGGCGGCAAACGAAUAACUCGUAUGUUGAUAUUGCAGUAAUUGAAAUCCCUUUGGAAUGUCGCUCAGGUCAACAGCCACCAUGUGAUCUGACGAGCAAAGGAAUCGGUAAAAUCGAACACCGAGACGACAYCAGCUUUUUAUCGCUCUGCGAUGAAACUACAGGUCGACUUCUGAUAGAUCACGAAGUCUUUCGUGGAUACCACACUGYACUUCAYAUCCCGCCAACUGGAAUGAUGAUGAAAGACCGAAUUAUUGAUCCUAAGGCUAAAUCCAUUCCUUCCUUUCCGUCACAAGACUCGAAGUACGAUGUCCUCAUAGCAAAUUGCGAUCAGCAGGCCUAUGGAACUGGUCGAAACAUUGGCCUCUCAGGUCAGAUAAUCUUCGAGUCUGAUCCACUYCUCGAAAAGGUUAUCUGCGGGGACGAAAACAAAAACAGUGAACAGGGAACACGUUUUUGGUCAACCACACCGGAUUCCUCACGGGCAGAGCACUACUACAAUCACGUUGGAACGAASCACCAACAGGAAGAAUACGGAGGCGUCCCUCUAGACUCUGUAUCACAAAUGCGGCUUCUAGCAAUGGGCCUGUCGAUAUGCUUCAUUUUCAGUUUAUUGUCCCUCCGAAUCCACAACGGAACGAGGGCUGACUAUUUUACGGCGAGGUUGAACCGAAGGAAUCGAAUUCUAGAAAAUCUAAGUGGCAGUGACGAUGAAGAUACGGAUGACGAUGGCAAUGGCGAGACAAGUAGUAGCAACUACCGUGACAACGUURACAUACCUCUAGUAUGAAAUGGGAAGUAUUGUCAUUUCGACGCUUAACUUUCUGAAAUUAUCGAAAAAUACUACUUCGUAUUAUUCACUUCUUGUACUUAUUUUUUUCGAAGAAUGCUUCAUUGAAUGGAAUGUGUAUCAAUUCUUCGUAUCCCAUGCUAUUUUUCCUAAAAUCAGAUCUCAGGAAUUUUUUUCCCAUCAUCAUCCUUUAAUGGGUGAUUCCCGUAAACAUAGAAUCUAUGCUGACAUACUUUGCGUCUAUGACUCAACAGGAAUAAGUAUGUAAAAUCUUA